Chlamydomonas reinhardtii is the source of this 1567-nucleotide messenger RNA. RefSeq lists its product as uncharacterized. The transcript is spliced from 5 exons. Lineage: Eukaryota; Viridiplantae; Chlorophyta; Chlorophyceae; Chlamydomonadales; Chlamydomonadaceae. The coding region runs from base 109 to 855 and encodes 248 amino acids. The record is from RefSeq and is a predicted model, not a curated record.
GUACUCGCCUGUCGGUUUGAAGUCAUCGACCUUGCAGAGCGGCUACGUUUUGGCGACAAGCUUGCAGACACAAGUCGCUGUGCCUUUACUUAGCUACACCCAGUCGUCAUGCAAUCUCAGCAGCUGCGCAGCGGCUGCCGGCAGGGCGCGUCGGCGGUUCCUCGCGGCGGUCGCCUGCCAGUCGCGACGCCACACAACAUUCGGCCGAUGAUUGCUGCAGCCCCCGCAGCUCGCCGGCGCUCGAACCAGGUCGUGUUGGCGGCGACGAAGGCUGCCCCCAAGGGCUUUGGCGCCCAGAAGCAGGGGACGAAGGGCAUCGCUGCCGAGGCGCCAUGCCCAUGUGGCAGCGGGACCGCCUACGAGGCCUGUUGCGCGCCGCUGCACGACGGCGCGACGCGUGCCGCCACCCCGGAGGUUCUGCUGCGCUCGCGCUACACAGCCUACGUGGCUAAGAACCCCGAGUACAUUGCGGAGACCACCCACCCCGACAGCCCCGAGUACUCGGGCUCCCGCACCGCCUACAUUCGCGACGUGAAGAACACCAUGCGGCGACUGGACCCCAUGGGCUUGGCCAUUGUCAGCCAGGACGCCGGCGCCACCCCCGACGAGGCCUUCAUCACCUUCCGGCUGCAGCGCCGCAUCCGCGACCCCGACGUGCCCCGCAACGCGCCCGAGAAUGACGAGGUGGUGGAGCGCAGCCGCUUCGCACGGGUGGGCGGGCGCUGGUUCUACAUGGACAGCAGCUUUGUGGAGGAGGGCGGAGUCAAGGCUGAGGGAGGCGCCGGCGCGGGCGCGGCGGCGGGCGCGGCGGCGGCCAAGAAGGAGGAGAAGAAGGGGCUGUUCGGGCUGUUCUGAGCGGUGCAGUAGCGAGGUUGUUUCGGGCUGUGAUGAGAUGAGGUUUAGCGAGAUCAGCAAUGAUGUGAUUAAGGUAGGAUGCGUGGGUAGGAUGGGCAGCGGAGCUGGGGAGCGGUUUUGCCUCGGAUGUUGGUGUUGGCUCGUGGCGGCGCUGCCUUGCUCAGGUCUGAGCAUGCCUGUGUGGCCUUCGGGUUUCGUUGCGGUUCCGUACGGUUCCGUAAAAUGCACAAUAACAGUGGCUCGGCCAGAUGCGACAGGGCAGACGGGUGCUGCGUAGUCCCAGUUGAGGGGAGUACAAGGUUCACGGGACGAAACACGCAGUUGCAUGUCGUGGGUGGGACUGCGCGCGUGUGUGCGGACACGUACGGUACGCGGUAGGUGAUGCGUGAGAGGAUGAGGACUACUUGAAUGCGCGCGUGCGUGCCUGGCUGCUGAGUGCUGGAGGGGGCAUUUUCGCGCGCCCACGGUGCCCCGUCUGCUGGAAUGCAGACGCGGAUGCAUGCAGCCAUGCACACGACGCACUCGCACGCCGGACGCCCAUGCAAAAGGAAGUGGUGCCGUGGUGGUAUGUGAGCGGUCGUUGCUGUUACAGCCCCCACGGUGUGUUAGCCCCUAGUUGUGGGGUACACGGAUUAUUGUAUCUCGACCACUUCCAGACACUGGCUGGCUCGUGAACUGCGUCAGCAGGUCCUUCUUGUAACCAAUGCAAUCU